Pogoniulus pusillus (Red-fronted tinkerbird) is the source of this 2215-nucleotide messenger RNA. It is a transcript of the gene FBXO16, whose product is annotated as F-box protein 16. Lineage: Eukaryota; Metazoa; Chordata; Aves; Piciformes; Lybiidae. The coding region runs from base 198 to 1310 and encodes 370 amino acids. The transcript is spliced from 9 exons. The record is from RefSeq and is a predicted model, not a curated record. Gene Ontology annotation, molecular function: protein binding.
GGCCUGGCGGGAGGAGGCAGGUGAGCGGCAGCCCGACCCGGUGUUGAGGGCCGCUGGGACCCCGGGUGGAGGCGACCGAGGUCUGAGGGAAAAUGGGACGCUUGGAACCACCGGGAGGUCGUGGGGUACACGAGGGUGCACAGGGAGAAGCCAUUGGUGCUGAGAAGACUUCAGUGGACUGAACAUCUUCUAUAUCUAUGGCAUUUGCCCCUCCUAGAAGCAUGGAUGGCCCCAAGCUACACACCAAGAUGAGCAUGUGGACUCCACUGAACCAUCAACUCAUGAAUGACAAGGUGUUUGAAGAAAGAAGAGUCUUGCUUGGGAAAUGGUUUGACAAGUGGACAGAUGGUCAGAGGCGGAGGAUCCUGGCAGACCUGUUGGAACGCUGCACCCCAUCACAGCAGAAGUUCUGUGCCAAGCAGCUACAGGAGCGAGUUCCCACUGAGGCCCUAGAUUUUACCACAAAGCUUCCUAGAGUCCUGUCCUUAUACAUCUUUUCCUUCCUGGACCCACGGAGCCUCUGUCGAUGCGCACAGGUGAGCUGGUACUGGAAGUUCUUGUCUGAACUGGAUCAGCUGUGGAUGCUGAAAUGCCUGCGUUUUGGCUGGUACAUCAACUUCUCUCCAACUCCCUUUGAGCAAGGAGUCUGGAAGAAGCAUUACAUUGAGAUGGUGAAGGAGCUGCGUGUCUCAAGACCAAAGACUCCUUCAAAAGAUGAGUUUGUAGUUAUAGAUGUGCAACCAGUAAGAAGCAACAGCCCAGAGACAAAAGCUGCUGUGGCAGGAAGGAGGACAAGCAAGGAGAAGAAAAAGCUCCUGCCGUGGCGUUCGUCAGACAGGCACCCUACGGACACCAUCCGAUUCAACUACCUCGACAACUACGACCCCAUCGAGCAGGCCAGGCAGGCGAGAAAGAAAGGAGGAGGACAGACCCCAGACCUCAGCCGGCAGGCAGCUGAGAGAAAAAAGAGAGAGGGUCAUGGAUCUAAGAGGCUCCAGAAAGAAGAAUCACAGCUAUCAUUUUCUACAGCUCUUGACUGUGUUCCAAAACCACCAGUUCGUCCCAGCUGGGCCACUCAUCAGUCAGCUGAGAACUUGCUGCCCUCCAAAGCAGCAGCAAAGACCCUGGCCCAGAGCCCCCAGUGGAACGCUGCGAUACGACCAGCACCUGUUCGAGCUCCAGUGCCAAAGCCACUUGAAGGAAGAAAGAAGGACUUCAUAAGGACAACCAACAGGUCUCCUUCACCUCCUCUGUUUGAAGCUCAGCCCUGGCACAUUCCUUCAUCUAACCAAGGAUCUGACACAGAGUAAGGGAGGAUCCAGAGUAUCUUUCACCCCAGCAGAACAGAAGCUAAUCUGCCUGGCACUGGGGAAACAACAGCAAUGCUACUCAAGGCACAGGUGAAGAACAGUUGCUUUUGAGUCCUUCAGAAGGAUCCAGCUAAUUUUUGUCCCAGCUGUUGCUAGAAAAUACUUUCUUCAUUAACCUUACCACACGAUGCAAAGAAAUGGUCAUGAAGGUCCUGCAUCUGCUCUCACCUAGGCUGGACAAAAGAAACCUCAACUGCCUCACACUUCAGAUAGAAAGGUGUGGGAGUAGAAUCAUAGAAUCAUAGAAUCAACCAGGUUGGAAGAGACCCUCAAGAUCACCCAGUCCAAUCUAGCACCCAGACUGUUGUUUUGGAGGUAUGCUUGGUGCAGUGACUCCUGAUGGCCUUUGCUGGAUUCUUUCCAGUAGUUCCCUGUCUCUCUUGAACAAGGGAGCUCUGAACUGGACCCAGCACUCCAGAUAUGGUCUAACCAGAGCAGAGCAGAGCAGAGCAGAGCAGAGCAGAGGGACAGAAGAAUCUCCUUUGACCUACUGGCCACACUCUUCUGAAUGUACCCCAGGAAACCAUUGGCUUUCUUGGCCACGAGUGCACACUGCUGACUCAUGAGGAACCUGCUGUCCACCAGCACUCCCAACUCCUUCUCCAGAAAGCUGCUUUCCAGCAGGACAACUCCUAACUAUGGGUAAGUUACCCAUAGGUUACAUGUCUUCAAUGCUCACUACACAUUUUAAGCCUUAGACUUUCUCUGAUUUAUAAAGUUCUUGUCUUUAUGAUGCUGUAAAACAAGCACCAGCAACGUUCAGGCCAAGUGUUACAUGUUUGAGCAGCAGAGCUAUAUAACACCUUGAUUAUGUUGGUAAAAUAAAAGUAACUGCAUUUAUAACA